AUGGUAGAAGCUAAGCGCCAGAGCAAACGGACGCACUUGACGUUGCAGCAAAAAGGCAAGCUCCGCUCUUUUCUAAUAGAAAAUACAGGACUCGCACAAUCGGAUGUGGCGGAAUGGGUCUUUGAUCACUUUCAUGUGCGUCUAGGGCGCACGACGCUUUACCGAAUUCAGCAUGCUCCUGAAGAAGCGUUCACGAGAGGAAAUCUUGGUCAUAAAAAGCAGCGGCGUGUCAAAUUUCCAGUUUUUGAGAAACGUCUUCUAGAAUUUUAUGAGAAAAAGUGUGUGCAGAAGGAACACGUGACGGACGAUGUGCUUCUGCGCCACGCAGCUGAAUGUCGUGCUGCCUGUGGCAUUGGCGAGUCAGAGCUCAAGCUUUCAAAUGGAUGGCUUUAUCGUUUUAAAAUUAGACAUCAACUUACAGGAAUUCCGCCGCAAACAAGACGACAUGAUGAUAGUGAAAUCACGGAGAACACAUCAGUUGAGGUGCCACUGCUAUCAUCUGCACAUGUGCCAUCAAUUGUUCACAUUCCUGCUGGUAAUAAGAAUACAGGGGAAAUUUUGUUAAUGGCUCGAUCUCUUACAACGCUGAAAGCACCGGGCUUUUUUAAUUGGGAGCCUAUGAGCAGAGUGCAACAGGGAAAAGUGCAGAUUGUUACAGAUGGUAUAUUAAUGCUACAGGAAGGCGUUUACCAACUGAAUGUGGACGUAAAACACAGCGCGUCGGGUUAUGAAGUGCCAGUUUUCAGAAUUUAUUCUAAUAAUCGCGUUGUUGGACAAUCCGUUACCACCACAUUAAUGCAAAAUGACGUUGCAAGUAGUAUCUGUGUCGACACCACCCUGCUCGUCAAUUAUCACGACGUGUUAAGAAUUGAGUUUUUGGCGUCAGGGUUCGCGUUUACAGACAGCAGCCUCGUGCUACGACUAAUUGACGCUAAAUUGGAUCUUUGA
Plasmopara halstedii is the source of this 948-nucleotide messenger RNA. RefSeq lists its product as hypothetical. Bases 1 to 948 code for a protein of 315 amino acids. The transcript has a single exon. The record is from RefSeq and is a predicted model, not a curated record. Lineage: Eukaryota; Oomycota; Peronosporomycetes; Peronosporales; Peronosporaceae.